Molecule: messenger RNA, 915 nt
Organism: Penicillium alfredii
Lineage: Eukaryota; Fungi; Ascomycota; Eurotiomycetes; Eurotiales; Aspergillaceae
Exons: 2
Coding region: 1-915 (304 amino acids)
Biological process (GO): SCF complex assembly; protein ubiquitination
Cellular component (GO): nucleus
Source: RefSeq, a predicted model, not a curated record
AUGGCAGACCGGCAGGUGACCCAGCAGAACAUAUUAGCUCUGCUGGGCAAGCUCGACGAUCCUGAUGCCGAUUUGAGAUACAUGUCCCUCAAUGAUCUCUUUGGGAUCUUGACCAGCCCGGGCUCUGCUUUCCUCGCCCAGGAGCAGCGCACGGCUACAAAGCUGGCUGAAGGCCUGCUCAAGGCGCUAGACGAUCAGCACGGCGAUGUGCAAAACCAAGCCCUCAAAUGUCUUGGUCCGCUGUCUGUCCGACUCUCCUUCGAAUCGCUCACGCCGCUGCUCGGGAAGUUGACCGACUUGACUGCCUCUCAAACGAUCGACACCUCCGUCCCCAACACUGCCCUUCGCGUCAUCGUCGAUACCCUUCCUCAUCCACAGUCCGGCCAGCCGGCACAACAAAAUGCGAUCACUGCAUACUCGGCCGUGUCAAAGGUUCUGAUUCCUCGGUUGACGGGCCCGACCCCGUCGGCGUCUGGGCGGCGGGGCUCGGUGGUGCGGGGGAUGCUGGAGAAGGAUCCAUCUAAAGGUUUCAGCAGUGACGCCAUUGACGUGCUCAUCAAGGUUGUCACCUGCUUUGGGCCACUGCUACAGGAAUCUGAACUGGCCGCCUUGCAGGGGCCUGUCAUGGGCAUCAUCCACAACGACACAGCUGGAACCGUCGUCACCAAGCGCGCCCUGACCGCCAUCUCGGCGCUGGUGCUGCAUUUCUCAGAGCACCAACUCAACUCCUUUGUCGCCAGCCUGACCGAAACCCUCUCCUCUCCCAAUAUCUCUACCGUUCACCGUCGCCACCUGAUCGCUGCCAUCGGCGCCAUUGCGCGGAGUGCUCCGGCCAAGUUUGGCCCGCAUUUGAACACCCUCACGCCUUUUGUAUUUGCUGCUGUCGGGGAGGAUGGUGUUGCGCAGGCAAAUUGA